Molecule: messenger RNA, 354 nt
Organism: Penicillium canescens
Lineage: Eukaryota; Fungi; Ascomycota; Eurotiomycetes; Eurotiales; Aspergillaceae
Exons: 1
Coding region: 1-354 (117 amino acids)
Source: RefSeq, a predicted model, not a curated record
AUGAAACCCAAGCAUGAUGAUUGGGAUAUUAUCUGGAUGCGAGAGCAAAGACUCGGAUGCUAUACUAAGUAUUUGAUCCGUAUUGACUCGAAGUGGCUUGUGUAUAUAGACGCCGACAACGGUGGUUCACAUUUCGAGUCAUUCAACUUGGAGCAAGAGGGUCGCCGACGCAUGGAUCUAGGGGAUAUGGGAUAUGAUGCGUGCUGCGAAAUCCACGAGGAUCUUCUUUACUACAUCCAGCGAAAGGUCAAGUUUGUGCCGGAACCAGGUAGUUUCUUGGUCAGCUACCAUGGGAAGAUCUUUAUAAUUGAUGAAGAUCAGGAGGUUAUCUAUCUUGAUAGAGAGAUACUUUAA